AUGCAUUUCACUUGUUCUCUUGUCACAUUGACUGUUGUUUUUGGGGCUGUGAAUCUGAGCCAUUUUCGUGGAGGUACCAUUCGAUGGCAACCUGUCGAUGUCAGUGCCGUCAGUAGCAGCACGACUGAUAUUAUUAUCGAACAGAGCUAUUCAUGGAGACGCUCAGCUAACUGGUGUAAUGAUACUACAAUUUUAACUCAAGGUUCCAUCGGUGAUAUAGCCUAUUUACGAUGUUCGACAACGCCUAGUUGUGGUGGAUAUACGAAUAAUCUGUUAACAACCGUUCCGUGCACAGAUUAUAGUGUCAGUGUAGAUGUGUCCAGUGGUCGCAAGUCAAGCAUAUUAACCCUGAACAGCUCCUCACACCUUGUACUGCAAUUUUCUGGGACCGCAUGGCUGCCAUUAAAGAUGGGUGGUACAUCUUGGAGUAUCAGUACUAUGAUUAAUUUGGAGCUUCGCAAAGACAACGGUCGUCUCAACACGCCUCCUACAUCGAGUAUCUUGCCCGUAGUAGCAGUACCAAUCAACGUUCAGCGUACCAUAGUAGUGCCUAUGGUUGAUGAUGACAACGACUACGUCAGAUGCCGUUGGGCUGAGAAAAGUCAUAAUUUCAUUUCUUUUCCAAAUAAUGUUACAAUCGAUGAAUGUGGUGACGUGUGUAGUACAGUACCGAAUGCGACACUCGUCGGAGGCAACAAUGAAACAUCAUGUAGAUUAACAUUUACUGGCACAUCAAGUGGCUACUAUUUAGCUGCGAUACAAAUUGAAGAUUUCUAUAGAAAUACGAGUAUUACAAUAGCACCAUUGAGUACAGUGCCGGUACAAUUCCUAAUCUAUGUUUCCAAUAAUAUUUGUCAACCAACUAUUAUUGGACCAUAUCCAAAUGGUGCCACCGUCCAGGUCAAACGAAAUAUGAGUAUGUCAUCUGUAGCCAUCGUCGGACAAACUAAUUGUGCGAAUACAACGAUCACGGAUUUUCUCAAGAUAAGACCGACAGGCAUGACAACAUCAGCCAUUGUCCGAGAUCCAAACAAUUCCAGUCUCUACUCGAUACAAUUAGAUUGGAUUCCGACAUUGUUUGGAUCACAAACGUUCUGCUGUGCAGCUAUUGACAACACUCUAGCACAAUCAGAAAUGUAUUGUCUGACAUUUCAAGUCGUAGACUCUCCGAUUACUGCACCCACAGCUACUGCUAAUCAAUCUAAAGAACCAAAUAUUGGUCUGAUUGUCGGCUUGUUACUGGCUGGCCUCUCAUUGUGCUGUUUAUGUUGUUGGUGGUUGUGCUUUAAAUGGCUUUGUCCAUUCCGUGGACGUGAUCCUUGUGCUUGGAUUCGACGACAUAUAUUUCAACGCGACGCAUACUUGAAAAAGCAGCUUCCCAAAAAUCGAUCAAACUUUGUUCCAACAUCAGCAUCAUCAUUGUCGAAAAUGACUGCCACCAGUAGCGCCUAUGACCGUGGCAAUACGAUCAGCACUGGAAAAACGACCCGUUUGUCCAAUGAUCUAGCAGAAUUAGGACGUCGAUAUGCUAACAACUCUUUGACAACUUUAAAACAACCGAUUAAACAUAUUCGAACGAGUAUUGAAUUGAUAAGAAAAGCAUGUCAGAAAAACCAACAGCCAGUGGAAGAAUUCGUAAUGAAACAAUAUUCAUCAUUAAGCAAUUCUGACAGUACUGUUCAUGUUCAGCGUGUAAAUUCAGUCCGAAAAGAUGUUCAGCAAACGUACCAAGUUGCUAAAGAAGAAAGUCAUUUGACUCAAAGUUGUAAUGCUAGCUCUAUUGGUAUGCUAACUGAUUGCGAAGACCUUGAUGACAAACAUCAACAUCGUCAGCGAAAACAUACUAAUCAGCAUAGAGUGAAAACUGUCACCGUUACGAAAGUGUCCUGUCGUAAAAAAUCUGCUGUUCCAUCUAUAUCCUGUUAA
Adineta ricciae is the source of this 1926-nucleotide messenger RNA. Lineage: Eukaryota; Metazoa; Rotifera; Eurotatoria; Adinetida; Adinetidae. The record is from the annotation of a GenBank genome assembly.